CGCUAUAAACUUCCAAACGGUUUAAUAACCGAAGAACCUAUAUACUACUUUAACUUUCCGCGCAAUAUAUAUAACCGUCUAUAUAUUACCCGUAGGCUCAACCCCUUUUACAAUAUAUUCGAUACUAUAUAUAAUAAUACUAAUAUUAAUAAUUAG
Neurospora tetraspora is the source of this 156-nucleotide messenger RNA. RefSeq lists its product as uncharacterized. The transcript has a single exon. Lineage: Eukaryota; Fungi; Ascomycota; Sordariomycetes; Sordariales; Sordariaceae. The annotation marks the transcript as partial. The record is from RefSeq and is a predicted model, not a curated record.